GAAAGAUUGGUGGCUGCUAAUAUAUAGAGUAGGAAAUUAGGAAGUCAUAUUUUCAAAGAAAUUUCACCUGUCAUAAUUUGCCACAUUAAUGCUCGAAGCUUGACUAGUAGAAGUGAUAUCAAGAGAGGUGAGAAGAAAAUAGAAGAAGAAUUUCAACAAGUUUUCUGGCGACCAUUUCAAUUAUCUUAAAGUUGAUAUUCUGAAUUCUUAAUGUUUCAUUUGCUGAAACUAUACAAGCAUAAUAUGUCCUAUCUUCCAUUAUUUUCCUGUCUGGUAUUUCUUUGUUUCUCUGCUAUGGUUCCCAUAUCCUUAUCCAAACAAAAGUUCCUCGCUAUUAAUUGCUCACACGAAACCUUUAAACACCACCUACCACGCUUGGAGUCCCAUGCUUUAAACACCACCUACCACGGUUACUCGACCGGGUUGUUUUCUGACAUCAUCACAGGUCCUGAAAUUGAUUCCAACACUACUUUGUACAGCCAAUUUUUCUGUCAGGGUGAUUACAGCAAUGAUGAAUGUAAAAACUGUGUGGAAAACGCAACAAGGCUUCUAUCGAUGAGAUGCCCAAUGUCGAUAUCAGCUCAUAUUUGGUACAAGGAUUGCAGUUUUCACUAUUCCAAUAUCAAUUUCUUUGGAAUCUAUAAUCAGUCAUCAAGUCCUAUAUGGUUCCUGAAGAGCAACAAAAGAGUGUUAGCUGGCGACACUGCAGUUCUAACUGCCUUUGUUGCGACUACCAUUUCAGAGUUAGCCAAACAGGUAGCAAUCAACAAUAAUACUGAUUACAUGGAUAAUAUUGAAGCAUCUUUUUUAGGAGGAGGAUCCAAGUAUUUUGGCACCAAGGUAAUUAACUUUACUACGCAUAGUUUUGGUAAUCGGAAGCAUGUAACUACUUUGUAUGAGAUGGUACAGUGCACACCGGACCUCUCCGUGGAAGACUGCAAUAAGUGCCUAACAUCCAUGAUAUCCCAACUUUCUAAGUGUUGUAACGGAAGGUUAGGUGGAAGAGUGGUUACUCAAAAUUGUUUUAUAAGAUAUGAUGCCUAUCCGUUUUACAAUAUCACUGCAGCUAUGAAGCCGAUGGAGGCCUCUCUGCCUUGUCUUUUCACAGCUUCUCCUAUGACAUCUAAUGCGGAAAAUCAUCCAUUAGGGAAGAUAUCUCUCAAGGUACUCAUCGCCAUCACAGUUCCUGCAGCCGUCUUACUAGGCCUAGCAACAUUUGGAAUUGGUCUCUGUGUUUGGAAAGCAAAGCACAAUAAUAACUAUUCAACCUUUCCAACAAGGGAUGAUGAUUUUGAUCCUGUUGAGUCCUUGUUAUUCAAUUUGGAUGAGCUUAAAGCUGCAACUCAGAACUUCUCUGAUGUUAACAAGAUAGGUCAUGGAGGAUUUGGUUGUGUAUACAAGGGAACCUUACAAGAUGGGCAAGAAAUCGCUGUCAAGAAGCUGUUCAGAAGCAGCAGCCAAGUUGAACAAGAAUUUAAGAAUGAAGUUGAAGUCUUGGCUAAACUUCAACAUAGGAAUUUGGUGAGACUACUUGGAUUUUGCUUGGGUGAAGGCGAAAAUAUGCUUGUUUUCGAGUACGUUCCAAACAAAAGCCUUGACAAAUUACUGUUCGGUACAGAAGAGCGAAAUCAAUUGAGUUGGUUGACGCGUUUUAGAAUUAUAGUAGGCAUUGCAAGAGGCCUCCUGUAUCUGCAUGAGGAGACUCGGCACAGUAUUGUACACCGCGAUCUUAAACCAGGCAAUAUUUUGCUAGAUGAGCAAAUGAACCCCAAAAUUGCAGAUUUUGGCAUGGCAAGAUUUUUUGGCCUAAAGCAAGCAGAAUUUGAGGGAGCGAUUAAAGCUAGGGGAACCCUGAAUUGUUCUGGGAUUGAUCCAACACAUCAGAGUACUCACAGAGGUGGUGGAACAAUCGGCUACAUGGCUCCGGAGAUGGCACAGAGAAGACAGUUUUCUGUAAAAACAGAUGUCUACAGCUACGGUGUGAUGAUCUUGGAGAUAAUUACUGGUAAAAGAAAUACGAGCUUCCACCGAUCAGGCUUAGCAGAGGACUUGCUUAGCUAUGCUUGGAUACAAUGGAAAGCCGGGACUCCCUUAGCAUUGAUUGAUGAGGCUUUAGUAUCAGAGAAUGGAAUUCCAAGUGAAGAAAUGAGAGAUCAAGCCUUAAUGUGCAUCCAUCUAGGCCUGUUGUGCAUUCAAAAGGACCCGAAAGUGAGACCGACAAUGCGAAUGGUAGUACAGGUUUUUUCUAAUUUCGAAGUAGAAUUUGAGAAAUGAGAAAGGGAUAUAUUGUAGAGGAAAAGCUAUUUACAAAUUUAAAAAGACGGUUAAUCUAGCAAAUUUGUAAAAAACUACAUUAUAAGAGUAUUUUUUUUUUUUUUGACAUCGAAUUUAGAAUAUAUAUUUAUUAUGGAUCAUAUAUAUUCAUAUUUAGGGGUCCAAAUUUUGAAUCUCCACAAGGCCUCCAAAAAGAUU
Molecule: messenger RNA, 2472 nt
Organism: Spinacia oleracea (spinach)
Lineage: Eukaryota; Viridiplantae; Streptophyta; Magnoliopsida; Caryophyllales; Amaranthaceae
Product: cysteine-rich receptor-like protein kinase 25
Exons: 9
Coding region: 211-2274 (687 amino acids)
Biological process (GO): protein phosphorylation
Molecular function (GO): protein kinase activity; ATP binding
Source: RefSeq, a predicted model, not a curated record